AUGUCGAGGGAAACAGCUGCCUUAGAAGGGAGGAAUACAAAAAUAGCUGUAGUAUUGAUACAAAAGGAAGCCCCUCCACCUCCUGGUACUGAAGAUAUGGUAGCUACAGAGCGAGCAACUGCACUUUGUGCUGCAUGCGAGUUACCAGCAAAAACUCUUUAUUUUUUACCUUAUGCAGACCAUUUAUUAGGCUACACAUUUAGAUUAGAGCAUAUUUUAUACAACUUAGCCCAAAGUUUUUAUCAUCAAGAAUAUCGAAUAGUAAAGAGUCAUAGAGAACAAUUAAACAAAACUGCCCAUCGAUACUUAUUUGCAAGACAUCAAUUCAAAAUGGCUUUCUGAAGAUUGAAGCAAUAUAUUGUAAACCAAAUUUAAUGUCAAAACUAUGUUCAAUUAAUUAUAAACUAUAUGCUGGACAAAAUUAGUUAUUUUAAAAUAAAAUACGUAUGAUCCGUCUUUCAGUUUGAAGCUAUUAAUCGCUUACUUAUACAAUGAAGAACAUAAUCAUACAAUCAUUGCUUUUCAUUUGGAAAUGUGCGUUAUUUUUUAUUCUCCUUUCCUUUUUUGAGACAGUGGUAGACCUUUUUUUUAAUCAGAAACUAAUUUAUUAUAAUAUAUUCUCUUACAAAAUUUUAUAAUUUUAUUUGAAAAAAGAAUUUUAUAAUUUAUUGCCAUACAACUCAAAUUUAAACAUUUUUAUAGGUUAAAUUUUGAGCAGGUGUGUUCCUUCGUUUCAACUGCAGUCUGCUACAGUGGAUUGGCAGUACUGCCCAAAACGUUAUGUUCUACGUAAACCCUAACGUAUACGCUCAAUUGUGGACGCAGCCUCAAACGCUCCCCGGGAUUACGCUUGGUCAUCCCUAUUUGAAC
Molecule: messenger RNA, 870 nt
Organism: Nasonia vitripennis (jewel wasp)
Lineage: Eukaryota; Metazoa; Arthropoda; Insecta; Hymenoptera; Pteromalidae
Product: trafficking protein particle complex subunit 11-like
Exons: 3
Coding region: 1-342 (113 amino acids)
Source: RefSeq, a predicted model, not a curated record